Thunnus maccoyii (southern bluefin tuna) is the source of this 4050-nucleotide messenger RNA. It is a transcript of the gene hook1, whose product is annotated as hook microtubule-tethering protein 1. The transcript is spliced from 22 exons. Gene Ontology annotation, molecular function: dynein light intermediate chain binding; microtubule binding. Gene Ontology annotation, cellular component: centrosome; cytoplasm. Gene Ontology annotation, biological process: cytoplasmic microtubule organization; cytoskeleton-dependent intracellular transport. Lineage: Eukaryota; Metazoa; Chordata; Actinopteri; Scombriformes; Scombridae. The coding region runs from base 228 to 2375 and encodes 715 amino acids. The record is from RefSeq and is a predicted model, not a curated record.
AGCCCACACGCAAGUAAACGUCAACGAACCGAAGAAGCUGCGCCAGUCGCGUACAUCUUACGUUAUUUUCUUGGCGGAACGACCGUAAAGGCCUUUCAUGCUACGUAUUUAUCGUUGGAGAUUUACCUCUUGGCAGCAGGUGAGGUCAAAUGCAGAGGAAAGGAGGAGCGGAAGAGCUUUGCGGACAGGUGGAGAAAAUAUUUUAGCUUUUAGCUGAAAGGGAACAAAUGGACGAGGAAAAAACGGCGUUGGUCGAGAGCCUGAUAAUAUGGCUGCAGACCUUCAACACUUCUGCACCCUGCAGAACAGUGGAGGAGCUGACCACUGGAGCGGCAAUAUCACAGGCACUGCAUCAAAUAGACCCAGCGUGGUUCUCCGAUGGAUGGCUCGGUCGUAUCAAAACAGAUGUUGACGACAACUGGAGACUGAAGAUGAGCAACCUAAAGAAGAUUCUUCAGAUGAUUGUUGACUAUUAUAAUGAGGUCUUAGCACAGGAGAUCACUGACUUCCCCAUGCCAGAUCUGGUCCAGGUGGCAGAGCAUUCAGACCCUGUGGAGCUGGGGAGGCUGCUGCAGCUGAUACUGGGCUGUGCUGUCAAAUGUGAGCGCAAACAAGAAUACAUUCAGAUCAUCAUGACCUUGGAGGAGUCUGUGCAGCAUGUCGUCAUGACGGCUAUCCAGGAGCUCAUGAGUAAAGAGACCAUGGCCCCAUUUGGAGCAGAGCUGUCAGGAGACUUGGAACAGCAGCUAAAAAAAGCUCUGGAGGACCUCAGUGAACUUUUAGCAGAGAAGGAAGCAUUAGCCCAACGCUGUCAAGAGCUGGAUAUACAGGUGGCCGUUCUUCAAGAGGAACGGAACAGCUUAUUGGCCGAGAAUGACGUCCUAACUGACCGAGCCAAUCAGCUGGACACAUUUGACGACCCAAGCACACCCUCAGGGAGAAAACACAGCCAGUUACAGCAGCAGCUAGAGGCACUACAGGAAGAGAACUUCAGGCUGGAGGCUGCAAAGGAUGACUACCGGAUCCACUGUGAAGAGCUGGAGAAGCAGCUGAUUGAGGUUCAGCACCGUAAUGAUGAGCUCACCAGCCUGGCAGAAGAAUCUCGAGCGCUCAAAGAUGAGCUGGACGUUCUGAGGAACUGCUCAGAUCGUGUGGUGAUGCUGGAGGCCUCAGUGGAAACGUACAAGCGUAAACUGGAGAAUCUUGGUGAUCUGAAGAGGCAGAUGAAGCUGUUGGAGGAGAAUAACAUGACCUACAUGCACAACACUGUUAGUUUGGAGGAAGAGCUGCGCAAGGCCAACGCUGCACGCGCACAGCUCGAGACAUAUAAGAGACAGGUCCAGGAGCUACACAGGAAGUUGUCUGAGGAAUCGAGGCGAGCAGACAACCUGGCCUUUGAGAUGAAGAAGUUGGAGGAGAAGCAUGAAACUGUGCUGAAAGAGAAAGAGAGGAUCAUCAUCGAGAGAGAUUCUCUGAAGGAGAUCAACGAGGAGCUGCGCUGCACUCAGGCUCAACAGCACCAGCUCUCCCAAGCAGGAAUGCUUCCUUCCAGCAGCCCAAGCCAUGAUAACCUGGCAGCUGAAUUAAUACCCAUUGAGUACAGAGAAAAGUUCAUCAGGCUGCAGCAUGAGAACAAAAUGCUGAGAGUGCAGCAGGAGGAAUGUGAGAGGGAGAAGAUCGCUGCUCUACAGGCCCAGCUUCAGGAAGCACAUAAGACACGCAGUGAACUGGACACUGAGAACAGAUUGGGUCGAGAGCAGGUCAGUGAGCUGCAGCAGCAGGUCGAGGACCUCCAGAAGGCUCUGCAGAGUCAGGCGGCCAAACCUGAUGAUUCAAACCUGAAGCGGAAACUCGAUGCACACAUGGUCCAGCUUAACGAGGCCCAGGACGAAAUCAUGAAGAAGAAAGAGCUACUGGAGGACCUUCAGCCUGACAACACUCAAAACUCCCUGAAGCUGGAUGAGCUGAUGGCUGCUCUGAAGAAGAAGGAUGAUGACAUGAGGGCCAUGGAAGAAAGGUACAAAAUGUACCUGGAAAAAGCUCGCAAUGUGAUCCGAGCACUGGACCCGAAACUGAAUCCAGCCACCGCUGAGAUCCAGGCUCUGAGGAACCAGCUGGCAGACCGGGACAAGCAGAUUCUCAACCUGGAACGUCAGUGUGAACAGGCCAGACUGAGAGAGUAUGAGGAGAAGCUGAUUGUCACAGCGUGGUAUAACAAGAGUCUGAACUUUCAGAAGUUGGCCAUUGAGUCACGCCUCGGCCGCACCUCCUCCAUGCUGUCCCCUGGCCAGUCCUUCUUGUCCCAGCAGCGGCAAGUCUCAAACGCCCCGCGUCGGGCGCUCUCCAUCAGUGUGCCUGCCACUACCUCCAAGUAGACCUUGUCACACACACAGAGCCAAACGUCUGACCUUAUUCAGUUAUGGGAAAACUCCACCUUCACUCCCUCCCACAAGUGAGCACUCAAGUGACCUUAAACACAUCUGCUCUCAGUGCUUGGGGGAGGGGUCAAGGAUGAGCUGAUUGGGAUCAAUGAGCAUUUACUUAUCGAGCACAACCCAACCCUAAAGGUCACCCAGCUGAGGUUAUAGAAUACAAUCCUGAAGUUCACUGGCUAUUAGUUGACCUUGCAUAGAACAUUAACCCACAACCUGUUUUCACCUCACUAGCUAAAGUAGCGUGCACUCUCCCUACCACUGACAUAGAGCAUAUUUCCCCUCUGCCCUUUAUGUUUGCUUUGCCAACUGCAGACUCAACUGAAUUAUUGCUGUAAUCAAUUAGCAUUUGCUCUUAUAUCCUGUCAUGCUGUCUACUUGGUCAGGAAUGAGAGAAAUGUAAAUGAAUGCUUCACAAUUUUAUUCAGAAUUAGAGCCCAUUAUAUAUAUAUAUAUAUAUAUAUAUACAUAUAUAUAUAUAUAUAUAUAUAAUAUGAAUGUGAUUUUUUUUUUUAUAAAGGCUAACUUGAAUGCUAAUGCCUACUAAAUGUAACUUAAGAUGAUUGUUGAUGUAUGUAGAACUGUACCAUAAUACUAUGCAGUCGAGGGGGCAGUAAUGUGGUCAUCCAGCAGACUGCUGCAGAGACAAAUGUGCUGUGGUUGUCUUUCUUUCCAAAGUCAUCUUUGAGAAAAUGAUUGCUAUAUUUGGUGCUGGCCACCAACUGAUGUUAAGCAUCAACUUAAGUCACAAAAAUUUCACUAAAAUGGAACAAGCCCAUCAUGUUAAGCUGUGAAAAUCCUAUGAAGUGAUCAGCCUUUGAAAUACUGCAAAAACAAAUCCUACACAAGGAAUCCAGGACUAGUGUAUUUUAUGUAUUUUCUAUACUCCUGAGUGUGAUUUGACUUCUGUACUGGCAGCAUGCUCUAAAUGAAAACUGUCAGGCCUUUAUAUUCAUUGAGUAUAUUGAAUCCUAUUUAGUGGUUAGUAAUCAAGACUAUUAUCUACCAACUUGUUAUUCUGUAAUGUAAAACAUGAUUUUAACACCAGCUUUUGAUCCAAAUGUCAGAUCCAGGUUAAGCAUUCAUAUUGUACCUGCAAAUUGUAACUUCAGAGUUUUAACUACUGUGGUGGAUAUUGUAUUUAGUCAUGUUUUCAGGCUUUUUAGUGGCGGUGGAAGUUCAAAGUGAAGAGCCAUGUAAAGAAGCAGGUGUUUUGUUUUGUUUUGUUUUUUAUAUUGUGGGUUAUUGGCUCUCCAACUUAAUGGAGUCUUAAGUUAAACUGCACUAGCUUCAGAACAUGAAAUGGCUGUUGAUUGCCUUGUCACUCUGUAUGUCUGCAAUAACACUAGAGAGGCAUUCUGUUAUGAUGGUUUUGCCAUCUGUGAUCUGUAGAUGUACUGUAUGUCAAAGCGCUUUUAUUUUCCUUUGCAGUGAAUGAUUCUUGUAGAUUGCUGAUUUAAAAGCUGUCAUUUAUAUAUAAAAAAGAAGUAUGAUCAAGUAGCACAGCACAGAAACUACAAGUGUAGUAAAUGUUUGUGUAUAAAUGAAGAACAGUGAGGAAGGCAUCAUGGAUUUUCAGGAAUUUAAGGAGUUAAAUUUUAAAGCCUUUGGUUUUCUU